Molecule: messenger RNA, 2364 nt
Organism: Mesorhabditis belari
Lineage: Eukaryota; Metazoa; Nematoda; Chromadorea; Rhabditida; Rhabditidae
Source: the annotation of a GenBank genome assembly
AUGUUUUCAUUGGGUAAUGGACAGGGUUUCAGUGAGUUCGACAUUGACGACUUUGACUGCAAUGGAUACUCGAUGGAUUCAAGGAUUGAGACGCAGAAAAGGAUACUGGAAUCGAUCAGAGCUGAGAUUCACACACAAGCACGAGAGCUCGAUCAGAUCACGACAAAGUACGACACUCUAUCGAAAUCGAUCGUCGAUAAAAAAAAUGAACUCGACGGAAUUGAGCUCGAGAUCGAGGUGGCUCGUCGAGAGUUGCAUGAUUGGAGCGAUAAACGAAAUGUUCGCGUCUCGUUGCCCCAUUCACCGCUCGAGACACCGAAAUUGGAGAAAAUCGCUCACAGUCUUUCAAGUCAAUCAUUUCAUUCAUUGGAAGAAGCUGUAGAUUUUAGCCGUUGCUCGAUCACAAAAUUCUUACGGAUUUACGUUUACCCACUCACCAUCGAAUCUCCAUUGAUAAAACGAUAUUUUGAUGAGUUAACGAAGCUGGAUGCGUACACAAAUGAUCCACAAAUCGCUUGCUUUUAUGUGAUUUUGAUUGAAAAUGAUUUGAAAGAAGAAAGUUACGAAUUUUGGAAUGGUGAUGGGAGAAAUCAUUUGGUAAUCAAUGUUGGAAAGAAAUGGCUACAAGAACAACGAAAUGCAGCAGUAUUGGUGCAAGGGUUCAGUCAAUCCAGCAAUCGCCUAUUGCGGCUGGUUCACUUGGACGUGCCAGAAGUCUUCGAUUGGUCUAUUCAUCCCCCAUUGCAGCCCUACAAUCGAAAAUUCUUGCUAAACAUGUUUUCAACAAGUCAAACGCUUAGUAAAAGUCUUUUAACACUUGAAGAAUCGACUAAAAACUCAAUGGAUAAUGUGGUUUUGUUUGAUUGCACGAGGAAUCCGAGCGCUUGUCAGGAUAAAGAAUUGAGAGAACAAACGAUUGAGACAUCAAUUUUCACGAUUUUGAAUUUAAAUGAGAAUUUCUAUGAGGAACUUUGGGCGACUCUUUCAAAAGGAUCCAUUCCAGUGGUGCUCUCAUUAGAUGUUCGGUUACCAUUUGAAGACUGUAUCGAUUGGAGAGAAGUCACCAUUCGAAUCCCGAUCUCUCGUUUCCCUGAGAUUCACUUUAUCUUGCGAUCGAUUCCCACAAAAGAGGUGAUUCAAUUGCGAUUGAAUGGGAGAAAGACUUUUGAGCACUACAUUGGGAACAUUAAGGCUAUUUGUUCAACGAUUCUCGCUUGUUUGGCGAAUCAAUUGAUGUUACCACCAUUACCAGCUAGACAAGAAAGAUCAAUUCCUCUAUUUGGGGAGGGCUAUUCGGCACCAUAUCAAAUCCCAAUCAAUCAACCGAAUCGAUUAGCGGAAGAGGAAUAUUUGGGUCCGUUGGAGGGUCGAAUCGAAUCGCCGAAAUUCGAGCAUAAUUUCACGUCGAUUCAACUGUAUGCCAAAGAUGUUUGGUCUUGUGGUUUAUCGCCAUUGCACGCGCCUGAGUUCUUGCCAUUUAGUGUCAGUCUACCGUAUUUGAAAAUCACCGACGUCGACACUGGAUUGGGACUUCGACCAAUAGCUCCUGGCUCCGGCAAAGAAUUUAAAGAGGCGCUUGGCGGGAAUUAUGGAAGAGAGGAUUUUACAAUUGUAAUACCCACCUACAAUCGGGACAAUGUUUUGGAGGAGACGUUGAAGAAAUUGCAUCGUUUGAAGAAUCUCAAUAAAGUAGUGGUGAUCUGGAACUCGGUUGAUAGAGAACCUCCAACCUCUUGGCCACUUCUACAUGUGCCUGUCGAAUUCAUCAAACCAAACAAGAACAGUCUCAACAAUCGCUUCAUGCCUUGGGACCGAAUCAAUACAGAGGCUGUGCUGUCAAUGGAUGAUGACAUCGAUAUUCGAAAAGACGAGAUCGACUUGGCUUUUCGAAUAUGGAGAGAAAACCGAGAUCGAAUCGUUGGAUUCCCGGCUCGUUUCCACGCAGAAUUCGGCGACAAUCUGUUUUACAACAGCAACAAGACAUGUCAAUACAGCAUGAUCUUGACAGGAUACGCUUUUCUGAAUAAGGCUUAUCUACACAUGUAUUCGAAAAUGAUGCACGAAGAUGUGAGGAGACAUGUGGAUGAAGUGAUGAAUUGCGAGGAUAUAGCCAUGAAUUUCUUGGUCUCUUCGAUCACGCAAAAGCCGCCGCUUAAAGUGACCACAAAGUGGACGUUGAGAUGUCCAAAUUGCAGUGAAAAGCUUUCCGACGACGAGUCUCAUUUCAACGAACGACACGAGUGCAUAAGACUUUUUACAAAAAUCUUUGGUUACAAUCCAUUAAAAAAUUCCCAAUAUCGAGCCGAUUCGGUGCUUUUCAAGACACGGGUUGAGGGAACCGCUCAAAAAUGUUACAAUGCUGUG